Molecule: messenger RNA, 2028 nt
Organism: Penaeus vannamei (Pacific white shrimp)
Lineage: Eukaryota; Metazoa; Arthropoda; Malacostraca; Decapoda; Penaeidae
Source: RefSeq, a predicted model, not a curated record
AUGGAAGAGAGAUAUCGGAGAAAGUCAGAACACUCCUCGCAGCAUCCAACAUCUCCCGGCAUCCAGCAUUCAGCAUCUCCCAGCAUCCAGCAUCUCGCAGCAUCCAGCAUCUCGCAGCAUCCAGCAUCUCGCAGUAUCCAGCAUCUCGCAGCAUCCAGCACCUCGCAGCAUCCAGCAUCCAGCAUUCGCGCAUCCAGCAUCCAUCCAGCAUCUCGCAGCAUCCAGCAUCUCGCAGCAUCCAAGCAUCUCCCAGCAUCUCGCAGCAUCCUCGCACAUCCCAGCAUCUUGCAUGCAUCCAGCAUCUCCGCAGCACCUCAGCAUCGCAAGCAUCCGCAUCUAGCAUUCCAGCAUCCAGCAUCCGGCAUCCAGCAUCUCAGCAGCAUUCCAGCAUCUCGCCAGCAUCGCAGCAUCAUCCCAGCAUCUCGCAGCAGCACUCGCAGCAAUCUCGGCAGCAUCGCAGCAUCUCGCAGCAUCCAGCAUCUCGCAGUCUCCCAGCAUCUCGCAGCAUCCAGACCAGCAUCCAGGCAUCUCCAGCAUCCAGCACCGUCGCAGCAUCCAGCACCUCGCAGCUCAGCAUCUCGCAGUAUCAGCAUCUCGCAGCAGCAGCAUUCUCGCAGCAGUCCAGCAGUCUCGGCAGCAUCCGCAUCUCGCAGCAUCCAGCACUCGCGCAUCAGCAUCUCCCAGCAUCCAGCAUCUCCAGCAUCCAGCAUCAGCAUCCACAAUCUCCCCAGCAUCCAGCAUCUCGCAGCAUCCAGCAUCUCGCAGCACUCGCAGCAUCAUUCGCAGCAUCCAGCAUCCAGCGAGCAUCGCAGCCAGCUCCAGCAUCUCGCAGCAUCCAGGCAUCUCGCCAUGGCAUCCAGCAUCUCGCAGCAUUCCAGCAUCCAGUUCCCUCGCAUCUAUCAGAGCAAUUCCGCAGCAUCCAGCAUCUCGCAGCAUCCAGCAUUCUCGCGGAUCCAGCAAUCUCGCAUCACACUCGCGCCAGCAUCUCAGCGCAUCCAGCAUCUCCCAGCAUCCAGCAUCUCCGGGCAUCUCGCGCAAUCCGCAUCUCGCAGCCAUCUCCAGCACAGCAUCUCCCAGCAUCCAGCAUCUCCCGGCAUCAGCAUCUUCGCAGCACCAGCAUCUCGCAGCAUCCAGCAUUCCGCCAGGCAUCCAGCAUCUCAGCAUCCAGCAUCCAGCAUUCCAGCAUGCUCGCAGCAUCUCGCAGCAUCCAGCAUCUCGCAGCAUCCAGCAUCUCGCAGCAUCCAGCAUCUCGCAGCAGGCAUCCAGCAUCUCCAGCAUCCAGCAAUCUCGCGCAGCAGUCCAGAUCUCGCAGCAUCCAGCAUCUCGGCUCCAGCAUUCCGCAUCCAGCAUCUCGCGGCAUCCAGCAUCUCGCGGCAUCCAGCAUCUCGCCAUCAGCAUCUCGCAGCCCAGGCGCAGCAUCCAGCAUCUCGCGGCAUCCAGGCAUCUCGCGGCAUCCAGCAGCAUCCAGCAUCUCGCCAGCAUCUCGCGCAUCCAGCAGCAUCAGCAGCAUCAGCAUCUCGUCCAGCGCAUCCAGCAUCUCGCAUUCGCGCAUCCAGCAUCUCGCGGCAUCCAGCAUCUCGCGGCAUCCAGCAUCUCGCGGCAUCCAGCAUCUCGCGGCAUCCAGCAUCAGCAUCCAGCAUCGCAUCCAGCAUCUCGCAGCAUCCAGCAUCUCGCAGCAUCCAGCAUCUCGCAGCAUCCAGCAUCUCGCGGCAUCCAGCAUCCAGCAUCUCGCAUGCUCAGCAGCAUCCAGCAUCUGCAGCAUCCAGCAUCUCGCAGCAUCCAGCAUCUCGCAGCAGCAUCCAGCAUAAGCAUCCAGGCAGCAUCCAGGCAUCUCGCAGCAGCAUCUCGCAGCAUCCAGCAUCCAGCAUCUCGCAGCAUCCAGCAUCUCGCAGCAUCCAGCAUCUCGCAGCAUGCAGCAUCACCCAGCAUCCAGCAUUGCAGCAUCCAGCAUCUCGCAGCAUGCAGCAUCCAGUCCAUCAAGGCAUCUCGCGCAUCUGCAGAUCCAGCAUCCGCGAAGGUGCUUGUUGA